AAAUGGGAAAAACUGAACUCAGUUCCACUUUGUUACGGAGCACGAGACGACACUUAUGGGGAGUUUGCAUUUAGUAAAGCAGGCUCCAUUAUGAAGCUUACUCUCACCCAUAUCAAUGGGUUCCUGAGUUGUAAUCCCAUGUACCCCCCGUCUUAUUGGGGCUGCGAUCACCCCAGUUUAGCCCAAGGCAAACUAAUGACCCUCGUGACCUUCCAAAAUAGAACCCGUCUUCAACCUGCCAAAAUAUUCGGCAGCCCCUGCAAUCCUCAGUACAACAUCAAUGGUUCGAGUCUUAAUUCUACGUUACUCUCCUUCGAACCUUUCGACAUUCCAUUAGCCGCAUCAGUAGAUGACAAUUUCCAGAUAUGGUUCGGCCAGGACUUUACCAAUUGCUCGGAGGACAACAAUGCAGGCGUAAUUUGUGUCGACGUGCAUGCACUGUAUUCUUGAGCUGUCAGCAGGAUGUACCAGAGUACAGUAAGAAAAAAAAAAUGCUCAUGUUGUUGCUGCUGGUGAUGAUGAUCAUGAUGACAACGACAAAAAAAAACUAGAUACCAGUCAACGCACUGUCAUUUUUCGGAUGGCGUAAUUUUGGAACUCCACGUAUUUGAGAUUGACCUCCAUUCAUUCGCCCCAAGUGAGGGAACCCAAGACAGUCUUGGAUUCUGGAAUCCAAGCUGUGGAUUCCAGAUUCCAGGUACUGGAUUCCAGUCUUUGUCAGUGAAACUUGGAUUCUGCAUUCUAAUCAUCAGUGGGAUUGCAUUUGCGGAUUCCUUGAGCUGUAUUCCGGAUUCCAAACCCCAGGAUUCCGGACUCCAUAACCAAAAUUUUCCGAGGUUGCAAAAUUCCACAAGCAAAAAUUAUUCGGAUUCCGGAAUCCGUAUUCCCUUAAAUGAGGCGAAUCCAUCUCACAGACAUGGAACGAGACGGAGGGGAGAUCGUUGUAAUCAUAAUCGUCCUGAUCGUUGAAUUCCUAGCGGAUGCCUUGAAACACUCAAAGAUGAGAAAAAUGGAAAAAUUGGGCCGGCGCUUUCCAUUUAGUCAAAGUUUCCUGAAAUUUCGAUUCGGCAGUAACUGGAAAACGUUUCGUCGGUUCGUCUCACUGGAAAAUUCCAGGAAAACGUAGAAAACCUAAAUAGGUAGGCCCGUUUUCCCGGUUGGAACUUGCCGAACGGAAUUCGUGUUCCCGUUUCUCGUACUUCAUACCAGUUGCAAAAUUGUUGCCAACUCGGCAGCCAUCUUGGUCUCAGGUCGGGUAAAGCGCUCAGCGCCGUACCAGGGUUUACGAUCAAAUGGAACAAUUUUUUACCUAUCGGAAAAAUCCAUUCUCACCGAAAUUUCCGGAUUUUUUACCUAAAUGGAAAGCGCCCUUGAUUUUCUUUGAAGAACUGGAAGCCCCCAAAAGUUUUGCUGCUACUUUAGCCUUAAACAGGCUUGAUUGCGAAGAUUGAGAAGCCUGAUUUCCCGCUAAAAUGUGAUGUAUCUGUGGCCUGAUUUUUUAAAACGCACCUACCACAACAUUUAAGCCAUUGGACUGAAAAAGGAGGUCAAAAGGAAUUUUUUUGCUGGAAAAUCGCACCAGAAUAAGGAAAAGAAAAAAUAUACGUAUUAAAGAACGAGGAGAUGGAAAGGAGGAGAAGAGAAGAAAAGCAAUGUUUGCUAUCUUAUUUUUUACAUUGGCCGGGUUACGUUUCUUGAAAAAAAUCCAAAUAGAUCUCGAAGAACCUAUUAGGAUGAAUUGUAAAAAUCGAUCCUAACAUUCAUCAAUUAGGAUUAUAUGUUGGGCAGGGGAAACUUGAUAUUAGAAAGUGAGUCAAUAUUAAUGUUGAAAAAUUAGCAAUAACAGAUUCUUUUUGUAUGUACCGUAACAACAAAAGAAACUGCAAAGGAAGCUAAAAUCGUAUCUCCCUGAGAGGUGUAUUAUUUGCUUUUCUCUUUCUUUACAUUUGUACUUCUAGAAGGUCAUCAAACAUUAAUAUCACUUGUUUUCAUUACACCAUGCGUUUAGGUAGGUCAUCUAUUAAAGAUUCAGCCUGCGUGGACGGAUUGUUACUUAGCGCGAGCAAAUUUUUGGCAGAGGAACUGAGAAGCCCUGAGGAAAAUGAAGAGGAGAAGCUUGGAAAUUUCUCGUGCCUUCGGCGCUCGCUUCUCGCGGCAAUAUGCCGCAAGAAUGUCUUCGCCGCCAAACCUCUCACACGCGCAAAAAAAAUUCCGACAGCUGCGCUGGCUAUUAAAGGUUGACUCAUAUUCGUGUACAAAGCAGCAAGCAGCCCCCAGUUGCUUCAAAGAUAUAUUGUCAUAAUAUGAAAAUAAACACAAAAAAUCGAUUUUAUUGUUUAUUUUCUUAAUUUUAAUAAUUGAUCACGUGCGUAUCCAUUUAUCCUUUCUUAGUUAAUUUCACUGUUGUCAAUUGUGACCUUUGGGUGUUUUUCUGCUGGCCUAUUUUGCGACGAGUAGCAUGGAUCCAAUGUCUCUCGUUCUGCGGCCUUGACGAGGUUUUCUGAUAUUACGUUUUGCAACAUUUAUAGUCUGGUUUUUCACCAAAAAAUGGCAUGGCUACUCAGUUGGUAGGCUAACAUUCUUUUUUUCACCUAGUCAAAGCCGCAUAACUGGCGGUUAAGUUAGGCUGGAACGCGGCGAAAAAAACUUUUCAAAGGUCUCUUAAUUGCGCUCCACCAAAGAAACUGGCCGGUAAACGACAGGUUUUGCAAAGUUUAUUAUUUGGCUGGCGAGACAACCAACUGAUACGGGGUAACUUUCUGUUUCGUGGAGGGGCGAAUUAAGCCGAGAGAACGCUAGAAAAAUUCUUUGAGAGAUUUCAUAAAUUAUUUAAUUUGGCUGACCUCAACGUGAAAUGAUACUGGCCGCACAUACGAAAAAGGCAAACUAUGCGCGCAACUUGAAAUAUUGAGAAAUUAAGCCAAAAGCAUCACCUUUAUGUUACGACUUUUGGACUACAAACGCGACCGUUGUUGUAACAGUUCUGGCGACCGGUAAAGAUCACUGCCACUUUUGGCGUAGCCUGCGUGGCAGGCGUUAAACGGGUGAGGGGAAGAGGGAACUCGGGCGCGCUAGGAGGGGGAACAUGCAACUUUUGACGUCAUAAUGCGCAGUAGGUGAUGCACAGUGUAAAACAAAAUUGGAUGGGAACAGGGCAUUCUCCCUCUCCCGGUUCGUCGAGAGAGACAUGUCCAAGUUUGCACGCAGCUGUAACAAAUGCGAAAAACUGGAGAAAUCGCAGACUUUGUUGACACUGGAAAAUUUAAGUGUUAGAGGAGGCGAGGAGGUAGAGGGGGGCCCAACAAAAUCUCGCAAACACGGGAAAAUCGCAGUUUUUUCGCAGCUGCGUGAGAACCUGGACAUAAGUGGGCUCGUCAGGUGAAUUCUAUAAUUCAAUUGUCUGCAAUAACGCUACUUGUAACUAUUUACUCUAUUUCUGCCAGGCGUAUAUUGUACUGGAUUCAGUGAAGAGAUCAUGUAAAAUAGAAAAAAUUGUGCCUCUUCACGAUGCAUAAACCUUAGCAGCUUAUCAUUGUUUGUUUUAUUCGUUUAUACUGCUACCCGGAAAAGGUUUGUAAUUUUCACAUGUAGGUGUUUCAAAUUAAGGUGAAAUACCACUGCUAUAAGCCAAUCAAAUUGCAGAAAUUUCUCAUGUAGUAGUAUAAUUCCUUUAAUAGAGGGAAUUUCAGUGUUGCAAGAUUGUCGAGUGGUGCAGUUCGAGCCUCCAACCCCUAAACGCAGCUUGGAAGGUCAUGUGAUGAAAAGCUUCUGGGUAAAAUCAGGAGAAUCGUGUGAAGCCAACUGCUUUGAAGAUGACGACUGCAUGUCAAUCAACUUUGGACCAGAGACUCAAGGAAAGCAUUUAUGUGAACUGAGCCGCUCUGAUCACCAUCUACAUCCUGAGGAUCUGAAGGAACGACCGAAGUUUAUCUACAAGUCUGCGUUGGUCAGUGAAAACAUAUAUACUGUCAAUGUAGGCUUCAAUAAAGCAGAACUUAACUUCGGAAUAUUACAGUCAGCUCUCAUUAAAGCAACACCGUUAGGGACUGGCAUCUAAAAGGGUGUGCGGCAGUCUAUAGAGUUAAAAAAAAUCAUCCUCGGCGGUGGGGGAGGGGAGGGUCUGGCUUUUUCAGUGCAACCAUUGUUGACACACAUUCUACAACACUUAAAAAGUUAAUGCUUUAAUUUAUAUGUUCAAUCAAUCAAUCAAUCAUCAUCAUGAAAAUGAUAAUGAUAAUAAUAACAGUCGUAAUAAGAAUGACAGUUAACUGUAAAAUAAUGAUUAAGAAUUAUCACGAUUCUAUCGAAGAAACAACAGCAAGUAUUCUUUAUUGUUUCAACAGAAUUAUUGCUCAAGCAGGCCAUGUCCUCCAGGUUACAGAUGUCAAACAGGCUUUACCAAUAAACGAUAUCGAUGCAUAGGUAACUUUACUAUAAUUCCAAUUCGUUCAGGGUUCAUUUAUUAUUUACUCAUUAGUUAAUUUAUUUAGUAUAUUUUCGUUUACAAUGUACGUUACCCCUUUUUAAUCCUCUUAGAUGCCUAAGACUGUUAUUUUUGGAAAUGUGCGGUGAGAACCAUGAAUAACUUAGAACCUGGUCUUAUUCUACCGAAAUAUAAGUGUCAGCUAAAUCAGCGUGGCUCAUGAUAAUGGCCGAUAGAUAGUUCCAGUUUCUGCUAAAUUGUCUGCUUUCUUUCAGCGCAAUUUACAGCUUGCGAGCUGUAAAAUUUUUUUGUUUUUGGAAUUUCCACGGGAUUGCACACUUCCGGUCCAUAUUUUCUGAAAUUCCCUCUUAAUUAUCUUUAAGCUGAGCGACCAUGUGACGUUCUAAAGAAUUUGUUGUUGUUGUUAAAGAAUUAUGCCAAUUAUGUCGGCUUGCUCUAUAGUUAGUAAAUUUGAAUUACGUUUGGCUGUAAUUAUAAUUACGAUUAUGAUUUUUUUCUCGCUAGCUCAAUUGUUCUUUUCUUUCCUUGAAAAAAGGAAAACUGUAGUUGCCUCCUUUUUUUCAGUAAACUGGAAAAAGAUCAAUAAUGAACCCAUAUGCUUUGGAGCGGGAGGUGACUCAUACGGGACUUUCAAUAUCAUAGAAAACGGAUCUAUCUACACCUUUAAACUCGUCCACUUGCAUGGUAGUGUACGCUGUCACGGAAGUGCGCCUGCAUCAUAUUGGGGAUGCACACAUCCCACGUAUGGGGACAAACAGUUAGGGACCAUCAUAACGUUCGCGAACAAGACUGCUCUGCAACUCGCAGAAUAUCGAGGAGACGGCAAGGGUUGUGGAUAUUAUUCAUACAAGCUCGACAAAGUAGCUGUUAACGCUUCUAUUCUUCAAUUUAACAACCUUCCUUCUCCUCUGGCCGUGUAUUCUGGGCAAGAAUUCCAAGUAUGGUUUGGUAGAGACUUGUACAACUGUGGCGAGCGCACUAACAGCGGCCAGAUGUGCAUUGAUGGUUAUGCGUGGUAUGCGUGA
Molecule: messenger RNA, 5469 nt
Organism: Porites evermanni
Lineage: Eukaryota; Metazoa; Cnidaria; Anthozoa; Scleractinia; Poritidae
Source: the annotation of a GenBank genome assembly